AAGGUGGAUGUGCUUGCUGAUUUUGCUGAAGUGACUAUAUUUGAAACAUUUUAAUUCUGUUGUUAAAUGUGAAAAUGACUGAAAUUCAAGAAAGUGCUUCUGAUUGCGUUACGGUGGAUUGUGAUAAUGCAAAUUACAAUUUAUUGACUGAUUUGUCACCGAGACCACCUGUUGAUAUCGAGUUUCAGGAUUUGACUUAUGCUGUGAGGACUGGAGGAAAUGGUCAGAAAAGUAUUUUGCGAGGAGUAAGCGGAUGCUUUCGUUCUGGGGAGUUGACAGCUAUCAUGGGAAUAUCUGGAGCGGGCAAAAGUACUUUGCUAAACAUAUUGGCUGGAUACAAGGCAUACGAAGCUACUGGUUCUAUACUCGUCAAUGGAUCUCCUCGAGAUAUUCGAUUAUUUCGCAAAAUGUCUCGGUAUAUCAUGCAAGAAGAUUUACUACAGCCGCGACUCACAGUUGCAGAAGCUAUGAAAAUUUCAGCAGAUCUCAAAUUGGGCAAUGAAAUUAGUACUGAACAGAAGGAACACUUGAUAUCCGAAAUCUUAUCAAUGCUGAGGUUGAACAAAACAAGAAAUACAACAACUUCUAGACUAUCAGGUGGAGAAUGUAAAAGACUUUCCAUUGCGCUUGAGAUGGUGAAUAAUCCACCUGUAAUUUUCUUAGAUGAACCUACAACCGGCCUGGACGACAUGGCCUCGUCGCAGUGCGUCCAGCUCCUGAAACACGUGGCAUCGGGCGGCCGGACUGUGAUUUGUUCGAUCCACACCCCGUCGGCCAAAUUGUUUGCGAUGUUCGACCACGUUUACAUUGUAGCGGCCGGUCAAUGCAUUUACCAGGGCGCGGGCGAAUACAUCGUGCCCUAUUUGAGCUCAUUGGGACUUCAUUGCCCCAUACAUUAUAACCCAGCUGAUUUUGUGAUAGAAGUUUCAAGUGGUGAGUACGGAGAGCAUAAUGAAAGGAUGGUCGCCGCCAUAGAAAAUGGACGUAGAAAAAAGUGGAUGCCUUUAGACAUGGAAUUAAUAAACGAACAACAAGAUAAAUAUAUUUCAACACGAUCAAAACAACGGCAUUUCAACGAAGAACUUAAAGCAGAAUAUUUCAAAAGGAGAACUACAUUUUGGCAACAGUUCAAAAUACUAUUUUGCAGAAAAGUAUUACAAGAUUAUCGAAAUCCGGGCAACAUGUGGUUGAAAAUAGUAUUAUAUAUUUUCCUAGCUUUAUUAUUAGGAAGCACAUACUAUGGAAUGGGAAAUGAUGCCUCGAAAACGCUGUUUAAUUUUGGAUAUUGCUUUACGUGUACAAUAAGUUUUUUGUAUUUGCCGAUGUUGCCUUUAUUAUUAAGUUUUCCAACAGAUGUGCAACUAUUAAAACGCGAACAUUUCAACCGGUGGUACUCCCUUAACUCGUACUACGUGGCUAUGACUUUAUCCAGGCUUCCUCUACAACUUUUUGUCUGCGUUGUUUACGUCUCCAUAACUUACACUUUGUCUGGGCAACCUCUGGAGAUUUCUAGGGCGGCAAUGUUCCUGUGCACAUGCAUUCUUUUGGCACUAGUUUCCGAAGCUAUGGGUGUUGCUAUUGGAUCUACCUUAAAUGUGAUUAACGCCAUGUUCGUGGGUCCUUGUGUAUCUGUACCUCUUAUGCUUUUGGCAGUUUACGGAUAUGGAUCCGGAACCAACUACAUACCCAUCCAUAUAAAAAUCGCCAUGGCCUUAGAUUACAUGCGUUAUGGAAUGGAAGGGCUAAUAUAUGCCACCUAUGGAAACGACAGGCCCGAUCUCAUUUGCCCUGAGGAAGAAAUCUAUUGUCAGUACAAGAAACCAAAAUACAUCAUGCAAGAAAUGGGAAUGUCAAAUGUAACAUUUUGGUAUGAUGCUAUGGCUUUGAUUAUUAUAUUCAUCAUGUGCAACUUUUUGUGUUUAUAUUUGUUGAAACAAAGGUUGAACAGAGGUAAAACCUUUGCGGCAUUGUAUUAUGUGAGGAAAUUAAUAGAAUCGAAGAUCAGUUUGACUAGAUCUAAUAGAUGAA
Molecule: messenger RNA, 2028 nt
Organism: Ctenocephalides felis (cat flea)
Lineage: Eukaryota; Metazoa; Arthropoda; Insecta; Siphonaptera; Pulicidae
Product: ATP-binding cassette sub-family G member 4-like
Exons: 9
Coding region: 75-2027 (650 amino acids)
Cellular component (GO): plasma membrane
Molecular function (GO): ATP hydrolysis activity; ABC-type transporter activity; ATP binding
Source: RefSeq, a predicted model, not a curated record